AUGAUUUCUCAACGUCUAUUCUUACAUUCUCAACGUUUAUCUUAUUCCUCAAUGUUCUAUCGUCGAUUUCUAACUGAUGUCAAUUUAGUUAAAAAUCUCUCUGCACCAUCAAAAGAUUAUGAUGCUUUAGUUAUUGUUGCCACAGAAUUAGAUCAAAUUAAAGAAUAUGUUCAUAAUUCAGUAACAAAAGAUCUUCAAACAUUUAGUCAAUUAAAUAAAAAAUUUAAUAAAGAACUUACAUUAAUGAUUAAUGAUAAUGUUCCAGGCAAACGACUUAUUUAUUCACCAACAGGCAAAAUUAAUCGAGAUUAUGAUGAUGUACGUCGUUUUACUGAUGCAGCAUCGGCCGGAAUGAAAAAAGCUUUAUCACUCGGUGCUAAAGCUCCUCUAAUAGCAAGUUUUGGUGCAAAACAAUAUCAACAAGCACAUUUAGUUUCAUUAUUAUCAGCACUUGAUACAACUUAUGUGCCAUUACAAAUUCGAGAAGAUAAACCUGAAAAAAAGACUAAAGUUGAACGAUUAGGUUUUUUUAUUGGUCAAACAUCAUUAGAUAAUAAUUAUAAUGAAAAAUUAAUCAACUAUGCUCGAGCUAUUGAAAUGGGACGUGUUGUUGCUAGAGAUAUUGGUGGAACAGAUCCUGAACGUAUGGCACCACCACGUGUUGCUGAAUAUGUAGAAAAUUUAUUUAAUAAAUCAUCUGAUGUGAAAAUUAAUAUAAUAAAAGAUAAAAAUGAAUUUGAAAAAAAUUAUCCUUUAUUUGCUGCUGUUAAUCGAGCUGCAAAUAACAUUGAUCGUCAUCAGGGUCAAUUAAUUUUUCUUGAAUAUCAAGGUCAAGGUGAGAUUAAUUCAACUUUAUUACUUGUUGGUAAAGGUGUAACUUAUGAUACUGGUGGUCUUGAUAUUAAAACCGGUGGUGGUAUGACGGGCAUGUCUUAUGAUAAAUGUGGUGCUGCUAAUGUCGCUGGUUUUUUUAAAAUUCUUUCUGAAUUAAAACCAAAACAAUUUAAAGCUAUUGGUGUGAUGGCUGUAACUCGUAAUAAUUGUGGUGAAGAAAGUUAUGCAACAGAUGAAAUUUUAAAAUCAAGAGCUGGUGUUCGGAUUCGUGUUGGAAAUACAGAUGCAGAAGGUCGAUUAGUUAUGGCUGAUCCAUUGUGUUAUAUAAAAGAAUUAGCACUUAAAGAAAUUAAUCCACAAUUAUUUACUAUUGCGACACUUACUGGACAUGCUGUUCGAUCAUAUGGAGAAAGUUAUACGGUAGUGAUGGAUAAUGGACCAGCACGAGAAAAUAGAGCAGCUCAAAAACUUCAAGUUAUAGGUGAAGAAAUUGGUGAUCCAUUUGAAAUUUCAACUAUUCGACGAGAAGAUUUUGAUUUUAUUAAUGAUAAAAGUGAAGUAACUGAUAUAUUACAAUGUAAUAGACGACCAAGUAAUGCUACUGAUCGUGGUCAUCAAUAUCCUGCUGCAUUUCUUGCACGAGCAUCUGGUCUUGAUAAACAUGGUCGUGAUUCAGAAAAACCAUUAAGUUAUACACAUCUUGAUAUUGCUGGUAGUGCUGGAAAAUUACCAAAUAUGCCAACUGCUCGGCCUAUUCCAGCUUUAUGUCAAAUGUUUAUUGCUGAUCGUGUUUUAUAA
Rotaria sordida is the source of this 1632-nucleotide messenger RNA. The record is from the annotation of a GenBank genome assembly. NCBI's taxonomy places the organism in Eukaryota, Metazoa, Rotifera, Eurotatoria, Philodinida, Philodinidae.